CAAUAGCCUUGGCGGUUCAUCCAAGACCGUCAAGUGAUACUCAGAGUGUGAAUCAUCCAGCGAAAAGUUACGAAUCACGAGAAGAGCACGUUUCUGACGGCUGGCAUCCGUUGAUACCCGUCAUUGACAUCGAUUCGACUUUUCGUCCUUACCUGUGUCCCAUCGUACUUGCGCCUGUCGAGAAUUUUGGAAAAAGAGUUAGGCAGGACGAAAGCAACUCCUUCAAAUAUCUCACAUUACAAUACAACAAUCCUCACUUCCCCUCCUUCCUCACCAUGACCGGUUUCAAAUUCGGUUCUUUCGACUUCAUUUGUGAACGUGCUGCUCUCACCAUAUGUCCUCUGUUGGGAUCAUCACAAGGUACAACACCAACAUGUUAUAGUAGAAAUGUUCAGCUAGGAUCACAACUCUUCUUUCAGCCAGCGACAUGUUUCGUACACAUAGCUGCGUUAGGAAUGACAGCAAUCAUGUUAUUCCAUGUCAGAUCAAAGUACACCGCCGUUGGAAGAAAAGAGAUUGUUCUAUUCUUCUACCUCUACAUGUUUAUCUCUCUCCUCGCCAUAUUCCUCGAUUCCACCGUCAUUCCCACAGCGAACAAGGUUUACCCAUGGUUUGCUGCUGUUUAUGCCGGAGCUUUGGGGGCUCUGUAUUGGUGUAUCAUGGUCAAUGGUUUUGUCGGGUUUCAAGUAUGGGAAGAUGGAACUGCUAAAUCACUCUGGUUCCUACGUUUAUCAUGCCUUGCCAUCGCCGGCAUCUGCUUCUUCGUAGCCGUGGCAACAUUCAAAGAUUACGCUUCAUUUUCUUUCACCAAACCCACUGGUCUAUUUAUCACUUACCUUCUCUUCCCAGCUAUCUGUGUGAUUGUCUAUAUCGUAUCACAACUCAUACUCGUCAUUCGCACUUUGGACGACAGAUGGGUCAUCGGAGAUCUCAUAUUCGGGAUUGCUUUCUAUGCUUGCGGGUGUAUUUUACUAUUCGCUUUCAGUGUCAAGAUCUGUGAUGCCGUUUCGCAUUACAUCGACGGAGUAUUCUUUUUCACAUUGUGCAUGUUAUUGGCCGUCAUGAUGGUUUACAAGUAUUGGGAUUCCAUCACGAAAGAGGAUCUCGAAUUCUCGGUCGGUUCCAAACAAGCUGUAUGGGAAGUGAAGGAGUCUCUCUUGCCACCAAACCCCGAGUAUGCAGAGGACGACACUCAAUCCAAUUUCCGGGGUGCUGGAGGAUCUCUCGUGGGUGGUUAUGGAGGUACGACUUACUAUCAAAAUUAUACCGGCCCCGCUGCGCAGUAUCAACAACAAUACUCUGGAUACGGGAAUGGAUAUGCCAAGUACUAAACAUCGGUCCAUCGAUAUGAAAUGGUGGAGGAUGAUGUGAAGGCCAGAGAUAUCUGUACAUUUAUGUUAGUUACGACAUGAUUUAGCUUGUUAGGCAUACGUGGUGUAAUCCAUACCAUCGUGAAUGCAUACUCUAAGUCUCUAU
This is a messenger RNA of Tremella mesenterica DSM 1558, 1476 nucleotides long. RefSeq lists its product as uncharacterized. NCBI's taxonomy places the organism in Eukaryota, Fungi, Basidiomycota, Tremellomycetes, Tremellales, Tremellaceae. Gene Ontology annotation, biological process: protein folding. Gene Ontology annotation, cellular component: endoplasmic reticulum membrane. The record is from RefSeq and is a predicted model, not a curated record. The transcript has 6 exons. The coding region runs from base 276 to 1331 and encodes 351 amino acids.